AUGAUGAUCCGCUACGUGCUGUGUAUCCUCGCUCUCCUGCUCACAUGUGCGUGUGUGCACGUUCUCGCUGAAGAAGUGCCUGCCGCCGAUCUUUCCCAUCAAGUCCCUGAUACGGAGAGUGAGACAAAGAUUCUUCUUACUUGUACUGACGGUGAAAGACGAUCUGAAGACAAUACUAAAUGUGUGCCAGAUGAAACGAGACCUGUUGUGAAUCCUGGUCUUGAUGGUGGUCGUUUUACCUGUCCUGCUGGUCAAACUGUUUCUACUGAAAAUGGUAAGACUUGUGUUACCACUUUACAAAGGGAACCAGCUCAUGUUGGUACUUCGAAGUGCCCUGCUAAUCCCAAAGGUACUGAGCGAGAGAAACAAACCUGCGCAGCACAAGUCUUGGCGGAGUCAACUAGAGAAGGUGUUGAAGGGCCAGAAAGAGAUGCAAAAGGUCAACCUGGUCUCCCUCCUGCUAGUGAUGAUCCUCCUCCUACAUCUGUACCUUCUUCAUCUGUUGAAGCUAGUAAUGUUGUGAGUGGAGAUGCGGGUCAAGCUGAAAGCAGCGACAAGGCAGCAGGUGGAACUCCACCAAAAGAGGAGAGUGCAGGAGAACAGCCUACCACUACUUCGCCGUCUAACAGUACAGAUACAGGGAGUGCUACUGGUACUGAUACUCCAACAGCCGAGAGCGGAAGUAACCCUGAAGAAAGUGAAUCACCAAGUAACCAAGGUGUUGCAGAUAAUACAGAAACCACCACCACCACCACUACCACAACAACAACAACCACAACAACACUUCCUCCUGAACUCACAAACAACAAGAAGGGUGAUGCAGACAGCAGCAGCAGUAUCAGCAGUUCUGUGUGGGUGCGUGUACCACUACUGAUUGUGGUUACACUGGCCUGUAUUCUUGUGUGCUGA
This is a messenger RNA of Trypanosoma theileri, 909 nucleotides long. RefSeq lists its product as uncharacterized. The record is from RefSeq and is a predicted model, not a curated record. The coding region runs from base 1 to 909 and encodes 302 amino acids. The transcript has a single exon. NCBI's taxonomy places the organism in Eukaryota, Euglenozoa, Kinetoplastea, Trypanosomatida, Trypanosomatidae.